Zootoca vivipara (common lizard) is the source of this 834-nucleotide messenger RNA. NCBI's taxonomy places the organism in Eukaryota, Metazoa, Chordata, Lepidosauria, Squamata, Lacertidae. The record is from RefSeq and is a predicted model, not a curated record.
UGGCUAUAGCAGGUCGGGAGCCCCCAGCUCCAGCUCUCCUGCUCCUCCCGUGUUGCCAUGGCCGGCAUCCUCUUCGAGGACAUCUUCGACGUGAAUGACAUCGACCCCGAGGGCAAGAAGUUAGACAGGGUCUCCCGACUGCAUUGUGAGAGCGAGUCUUUCAAGAUGGAUUUGAUCCUGGUUGUGAACAUACAGAUCUACCCUGUCGAUCUUGGUGACAAAUUCCGCCUUGUGAUUCCCAGCACCUUGUAUGAAGACGGGACCUUGGAUGAUGGAGAAUAUAACCCAACUGAUGACAGGCCAUCCAGGGCAGACCAGUUUGAGUAUGUGAUGUAUGGGAAAGUGUACAGGAUCGAGGGAGAUGAGACGUCCACAGAGGCCGCCACGCGCCUCUCUGCCUACGUGUCCUACGGUGGGCUGCUGCUGAGGCUCCAGGGAGAUGCCAACAAUCUGCAUGGCUUUGAAGUAGACUCCAGGGUUUAUCUCCUGAUGAAGAAACUGGCCUUCUAGCCACCUUGGGAGCUGUCAUGGCAGCAGCGUGGACUCAGUGUGGGGCAGCGUGGGCAUUUGCUGCCCUCCAAGUACAUGGAGGGAAUCUUGCUGGCGUGUUAAAAGAAGCAUCUCUCCCCAGCUCCUCUUCCUCCUCACAUCCCCCCAGCCAAGCCUCUGCAUCAACAGCCUCAAGGAAGAUCAUCUUUCUUCGGAUUCCGCCAGGACUGCAGUGUGAAAAUGUAUCCCAAAUGUCCCCUUGGUGGCAGCAGGCAGAGUGCCAGGCCGACUGAGAACAUCCUCUACAACUGGGAGGUUGAAAGGGCUACAUUUUGUGCUCCAGAU